AUGAAGCCAGAAUCGAUCCUAGCAGCUGAAGGAGAUGAAUCCAUCGUAGCAGUUGAAGGAGACGCAGAGCAGCGUGGUAUAUCUAAGCUAUCUCAAGAUUUGAAGGAAUUGGUAUUUUCAAAGCUUCCAUUUGAAUCACUCUGCAGUUCUCGCGUAGUCAAUAAAGAAUGGAAUUUUAUUUUGUCCUCGCACAGAUUUUUGUCUUCACUGCCGAUCCAAGAUCCAUGGCUUCCAUGGCUUCUUAUCUGUAAUGAAGAAAAUGAUGGAAAUUAUGGAAAUUGGUGCUGUAUGGCAUACUGUUUUUCAGCACAAAGAUGGAGGACCCUGUCUCUCUCUUUUCUCCCAAACCCUAAGGGAGGCCAUAGUAGAUUUUUACCCUCUUUUUUCCCUAACCCUAAGGAAGGCAAUACUAGAUUUUUACCAAGUGUAGGGGAUGGGUUACUGCUCUUUCAAGAAAUCCCCACUCCACAAUUAAUUGUAUGUAAUCCCCUUAUGAGAUCUUAUGCAGAGAUAGAAAUAGAUGUGACUGGCCAAUUUAUACAUAUCAUACAGGGAGGAAACAAAGAGCCAUAUUUGGUAGUUUGUUCGAAUUCUAAAAGUUUUUCCAUCCAGAUCUACCAGUACUUUCAAGAUUCAUGGAGGAUUAAGUUUCAAUUUGCAGGAGAAACACCAUCAUCAGAUAUUUUAGGUUCUGAAUUGGUUGAGUGCAAUGGAUUUCUUUUCUGGAAGGGAAUGUCGUCAUGGACUAUCUUUGGUUGCAAAAUCCAAGAUGAGGGUUUCAUUAGCCCUGUUAUAAUAGAUCCAUUACCCCCUGAAAUGGUUGAAGAUCUGGAUCUUAUGCAUUUUCUAUCUAUGGUUUCAUAUGGCUCAUCUGUUCUUGUUGUGUCCGUCAUACUCAACAAUCGGAGGCUUGACAUAAAUCACCCACCAUGGUAUGCCCCAAUUCAUCCAUCCGCUGUACACAACAUUUGCGAACUUGGCCGAACUCAGGACGGUAUUGUUAUCUGGGAGUUGUUUCAGGACAAGGAAAAUGAGUUGGUUUGGAAGUGGAAAGAAUUUUUAAAAAAGCCUCCACUGUCACUCCAUGAAUAUCUUGAUAAAGAUUGGUGGCAUCAGGCGUGUGCUUGUGUGGGAGAUUACUUGUGCUUUAGCAGUCUAUAUGGUGAUGAAAGUGUAAAGGUGUUUGCAUAUAAUCUAAAGGAAGGGUUUUGGCAACGCCUUCCACUCUGUAAAAUUCAAAACACAAACAGAAACCGGAGGAUGGUGUCGUUUGAACCAAAACCCCAUCUGUAUCAGUUUUUAAGAAAAUCGAGAGAAUGA
This is a messenger RNA of Cryptomeria japonica (Japanese cedar), 1320 nucleotides long. RefSeq lists its product as uncharacterized. The coding region runs from base 1 to 1320 and encodes 439 amino acids. Gene Ontology annotation, molecular function: protein binding. The transcript has a single exon. Lineage: Eukaryota; Viridiplantae; Streptophyta; Pinopsida; Cupressales; Cupressaceae. The record is from RefSeq and is a predicted model, not a curated record.